Messenger RNA from Acanthosepion pharaonis, 3390 nucleotides. Lineage: Eukaryota; Metazoa; Mollusca; Cephalopoda; Sepiida; Sepiidae. The record is from the annotation of a GenBank genome assembly.
AUGAGUAGCUCAGAAUCAGAAUUGUCCGACGGUGAUGGGUCUUAUCUCACUGGGAAACAAAGAUCAGCAUACACCAAAGUACGACAGGCUGCGUUGGGUUGCCUUUAUGCCAUUAUUAAGUUUACAGAUCGCAAAGUAAUUUUUGGUUACUGGAUGUCAUUUGUCCCUGAUUUACCCGUGGCUGCUAAUACCCAACAAGUUCGUUCCUUGCUGACCAUUAUUAUUCGGGACCCCUCACCAAAGCUCUUCUUUUUUUUUUUUUUUUUUUUUCUUCUUUUAUCUUUUUCUUUUUUUUUCUUUUUCUUUUUUUUUAUCUUUUUUUUUUUUUUUUUUUCUUUUUUUUUUUUUUUAUCUUUUUUUUUUUUUUUAUCUUUUCUUUUUUUUUUAUCUUUUUCCUUUUUUUUAUCUUUUUCUUUUUUUUUAUCUUUUUCUUUUUUUUUAUCUUUUUCUUUUUUUUUUUUUUUUUUUUUUUUUUCUUUUUCUUUUUUUUUAUCUUUUUCUUUUUUUUUUAUCUUUUUUUUUUUUUUUCUUUUUCCUUUCUUUUUUUUCUUUUUUUUUUUUCUUUUUUUUUUUCUUUUUUUUUUUUUCUUUUUCUUUUUUUCCCUUUUUCUUUUUUUUUUUUUUCUUCUUUUUCUUUUUUUUUUAUUUUUUCUUUUUUCCCCUUUCUUUUUUUUUUUCCCCUUUCUUUUUUUUUCCCCCUUUCUUCUUUCUUUUUUUUUUCCCUUUCUUUUUCCCUUUCUUCUUUCUUUUUCCCUUUCUUCUUUCUUUUUCCCUUUCUUCUUUCUUUUUCCCUUUCUUCUUUCUUUUUCCCUUUCUUCUUUCUUUUUCCCCUUUCUUCUUUCUUUUUCCCCCUUUCUUCUUUCUUUUUCCCCCUUUCUUCUUUCUUUUUCCCCCUUUCUUCUUUCUUUUUCCCCCUUUCUUCUUUCUUUUUCCCCCCUUCUUUUUUUUUGCAGUAAUUUUCUUCUUUCUUUCCCCCCUUUCUUCUUUUUUUUCCCCUUUCUUCUUUCUUUUCCCCCUUUUCUUCUCUUUUUUUUUUUCUUCUUUUUUUUCCCCUUCUUUUUUUUUUUUUUCCCAUCAUCUAAAAAACACCUUCUCUGUCGACUUGGAGCAUUGGGAGCUUUAUCUGCUCUUCUUGAAGGUACACGAUCUUACUUGGCAGCUGCAGAAUACAGUGACCAAGUGCGGACAGCAUUUACUCCAUUUUCGCUGGUGCUUGGCUCCACCCUGAAGGAACUUCAUCGAAGUCUGCUUUUGGCUGUUGUUUCUGAGAACUAUCCUCUCACAUUGACGCAAUUAGUUAAGUGUCUUUCCACUCUGGUGGCCAACAGCCCUUACCAUCGUUUAAAACCAGGAAUGCUCACGAGAGUUGUAAAACAGUUAAGGCAUCUUGUCACUCAUCGUGAUCCUAACAUUCGAGUGGCCUGCCUGACAUGCUUUGGUACGAUUGUUAGUUUGCAGCCCGCCCUGGCUGAAGUUUGUCACAUCAUUCAAUCAUCCAAACUACCUUCAAGUUCCAAUUAUUCUCUCUCGGAAAGUUUUGGUGACCUGAGCCUUGUUGAUGGAUUCCAAAGAACUGGUAGAGAUAACCGGCUGGGUUUGAAUGAAACCGACAACUUUACCCAAAGAAAUGUCGGCCUCCUCCAGAGCCUGAUUCAAACUUGCAUGGAGGAUCGAGAAACUGUGUUGAAGCUUCAUGCUAUCAAGCUUUUGGAUGAAUUAACUCAAGUUAUUGGACAGGAUUUGCAAAAUGCUUCCAAUCUCUCAGAACCAAACCCAGACGUCCUGACUUCAUCUCAGUGCUCUGAAAUCUUUUCAAAAUAUUUUUUGAUUAGGUUGGUUGAACUGUUUAAUUCACUGGCCUCUUUUUUCUUUUCCUUUUCCGUUUCCGUUUUUCAUUUUCUCUCUACUCUCUUCUUUUCUCUCUACUCUCUUCUUUUUCUCUCUCUCUUCUUUUCUUCUCUUCUCUUCUUUUCUUCUCUCUCUUUCUCUCUUCUUUUCUCUCUACUCUCUUCUUUUCUCUCUACUCUCUUCUUUUCUCUCUACUCUCUUCUUUUCUCUCUACUCUCUUCUUUUCUCUCUACUCUCUUCUUUUCUCUCUACUCUCUUCUUUUCUCUCUACUCUCUUCUUUUCUCUCUACUCUCUUCUUUUCUCUCUACUCUCUUCUUUUCUCUCUACUCUCUUCUUUUCUCUCUACUCUCUUCUUUUCUCUCUACUCUCUUCUUUUCUCUCUACUCUCUUCUUUUCUCUCUACUCUCUUCUUUUCUCUCUACUCUCUUCUUUUCUCUCUACUCUCUUCUUUUCUCUCUACUCUCUUCUUUUCUCUCUACUCUCUUCUUUUCUCUCUCUCUCUCUCUUCUUUUUCUUUCUCUUUCUCUUCUUUUCUCUCUCUCUUCUUUCUUUUCUCUCUCUCUUCUUUUCUUCUCUCUCUCUCUUUUCUCUCUCUCUCUUCUCUUCUUUCUCUCUUCUUUUCUCUCUCUCUCUUCUUUUUCUCUCUCUCUCUUCUUUUCUCUCUCUCUCUUCUUUUCUCUUUCUCUUCUUUUCUCUCUUCUCUUUUCUUUUCUCUCUCUCUUUUUUCUCUCUCUCUCUUCUUUUCUCUCUACUCUUUUUUUUCUCUUUUCUCUCUCUCUUCUUCUCUCUCUCUCUUUUUUCUCUCUUUUUUAUCUCUUCUUUCUCUCACUUCUUCUUUUUCUCUUCUCUCUUCUUUUUCUCUCUCUUCUUCUCUCUCUCUCUUUUCUCUUCUUUCUUUUCUCUCUCUCUUCUUUUCUCUCUACUCUCUUCUUUUCUCUCUACUCUCUUCUUUUCUCUCUACUCUUUCUCCUCUCCUUCCCCUUUCUUUCUCCUCCCUUAUAGACUUCAUAAAUCUCUAUGCCGUAUCUGGGGGAUUUUUCAUUCUGGUUCUUCACCAGACUAACAAGUUUUUCUUUGCCAGCCUAGACCACAUAUGUCAUCUACAAAGGAAUCCGGUAGGUCAAGGAUGGCCAACCUGUUUUCCUCCCCAUAAAUGGCAUUGCAUCCUUUUUGAUGAAAAGGUCGCGACUGUCCGAUUCAACGUUCAUCAUGAUUCUCACAUUUUUCUGUUUUUUUUCUGGGGUUUUUUUUUUGGGUUUUUUUUUUUCUGGGGUUUUUUUUUUUUUUUCUGGGGUUUUUUUUUUUUUUUUGGGGUUUUUUUUUUUUUUUUCUGGGGUUUUUUUUUUUUCUGGGAUUUUUUUUUCUGGUUUUUUUUUUCUUUUCUGUUUUUUUUUUCUUUUCUUUUUUUUCUUUUUUGUUUUUUUUUUUUCUUUUUUUUCUUUUCUGUUUUUUUUUUUUUUUCUUUUCUGUUUUUUUUUUUUUUUUUUAUUUUUUUCUGUUUUUUUUUUUCUUCUUUUCUUUUCUGUUUUUUGUUUUUUUGA